Molecule: messenger RNA, 2745 nt
Organism: Colletotrichum karsti
Lineage: Eukaryota; Fungi; Ascomycota; Sordariomycetes; Glomerellales; Glomerellaceae
Product: ATP-dependent metallopeptidase HflB
Exons: 2
Coding region: 1-2745 (914 amino acids)
Biological process (GO): protein-containing complex assembly; mitochondrial protein processing
Cellular component (GO): membrane; m-AAA complex
Molecular function (GO): zinc ion binding; ATP binding; metalloendopeptidase activity
Source: RefSeq, a predicted model, not a curated record
AUGGCGAGGUUUCUGCUGCGCCAGUCGGCGCAGCUCGCGCGAGCUGCCAGAAUCACGCAGCGAUCGACUCUUCGAAUGCGAUUUCAGCCGUCCUCCAAUAUAGCUCGACUGCGUCCCCAAGCGCCUCUGGCCGCCUACCGAUCGCAAUUCUAUUCGACGUCGAACAAGCCAGAACCUCCGAAGGACGACAAGAAGGAAGAGAAGGACGAGAAGAGUCCAGAGAAGAAUGAGGAGGAGGAGAAGAAGCCAAACGAAGAGACGGACACGGAGAAGCUGCGUGCCGCCGAGGAGGACCUCAUACGGAAAGAAUGGCCGCUGCCCGAAAACUGGGUGUACCUCACCGAGGAGGAGCUCGGCAUUCUGCUCAAGAUGGCCGAGAAUGACAGGCUGCCCCAGUUUCAGAAAGACUUCUUCAUCAAGAGCGUCGAGGAGAUGAGGCUAUUGGGAGCCCCCCAAGAGAUGAGGGAGCUUCUGAUUUCAUUGAAAGAGCGUAAGUUGAAGCUGUCCGUGGCCGACAUUACCAAGGUCCUUCGCGUCUCAACGAAGGUCGCAAAGAGAUUUUCGGAAUACGAGGCGACAGUAAUGAUGCGCGAAGAAGAACAGGAGAUGAACAAGAGGGAGAAAAGAGGAGACGAGGAAGGACAGGGAAAGCAGAGAGACGAGCAGCGGAAUCAGAACUCUGAGCAGGGUGAAGGUAGCCCUGGUGGGCCCGGCAAAAACAAGUGGCUCUUCGGCAUGUUCAGCACCGGCGACUUGAUUGUUGCCGCCCUCGUCUGGGCGGUGAUAUUGCCGUUCUUCGAGUCUAUAUUUUUCGGCUCUGAGAAGGAGAUCACAUGGCAGGAGCUGCGCAGGAAUUUCCUCGACAAGGGUCUCGUCAACAAGCUCGUGGUCAUCAAGACUACCGGCCGCGUUCGCGUUGAGCUCAACCGCGAGGGAGUGCAGUCGGUAUACGGCGGUAACGAAGGCAUCAACCCCAGCGUACAGUACUACUUCUCCAUCGGCUCAGUUGAGAUGUUCGAGAAGCAGCUUGAGGACGCCCAGAGAGAGCUCGGCAUUCCGCCUGCGGAGCGCAUUCCAGUGAGCUAUGCUAGUGAGGGCGGCAUCAUGCCUCUGGUCUACGCUUUUGGCCCAACCCUGCUCCUUGUUGGUCUCUUGUACUACACCACCAAGCAGAUGGGCCGUGGAGGCAAUCAGAUGUUUGGUAUCGGUAAGAGCAAGGCUAAGCGGUUCAACCAUGAGACGGCGAUCAAAGUAAAGUUUGCCGAUGUCGCCGGCAUGGAUGAGGCCAAGGUCGAGAUCAUGGAGUUCGUCAGCUUCCUCAAGACGCCCGAGCGAUUCGAGAGGUUGGGCGCCAAGAUCCCCCGCGGUGCUAUUCUUGCCGGACCCCCGGGUACUGGUAAGACGCUGCUCGCCAAGGCCACGGCCGGCGAGUCGGGCGUUCCUUUCUUCAGCGUCAGCGGUUCCGAGUUCGUUGAGAUGUUUGUCGGUGUCGGUCCUUCCAGAGUGCGCGACCUCUUCGCCACGGCUCGUAAGAACGCGCCCUGCAUCAUCUUCAUUGACGAAAUCGACGCCAUUGGUCGUGCUAGACAGGAGGGCAACCGCAUGGGUGGCAAUGACGAACGCGAGGCUACGCUCAACCAGAUCCUUACCGAGAUGGAUGGCUUCAACACUCAGGAGCAGGUUGUCGUUCUCGCAGGCACCAACCGAGCCGACAUCCUCGACAAGGCUCUGAUGCGUCCUGGCCGUUUCGACAGGCACAUCUUCAUCGACCGCCCGACGAUGAAGGGCCGUCAGGACAUCUUCAAGGUGCACCUUAGCAAGAUCGUCACCAAGGAGGACAUGGAGCACCUGACUGGUCGUCUGGCAACACUCACUCCUGGUUUCUCUGGUGCCGACAUCGCCAACGCCGUCAACGAAGCCGCCCUGGUUGCUGCCCGUGCCAACGCCGAGACUGUCGAGAUGAUUCACUUUGAGCAGGCCAUUGAGCGUGUUAUCGGAGGUCUCGAGCGCAAAUCUCUCGUCCUCAACCCUAAGGAGAAGAAGACCGUUGCCUACCACGAGGCCGGCCACGCCAUCUGCGGCUGGUACUUCGAGCACGCCGAUCCCCUCCUCAAGGUGUCCAUCAUCCCCCGUGGACAGGGUGCGCUGGGUUAUGCACAGUACUUGCCUGCUGGCGAUGCGUACCUGAUGACUGUGCAGCAGCUGAUGGACCGCAUGGCCAUGACGCUGGGUGGUCGUAUCUCUGAGGAGCUGCACUUCCCCACCGUCACAACAGGUGCCAGCGAUGACUUCCGCAAGGUCACCCAGAUGGCCCGCAAGAUGGUAACCCAGUGGGGUAUGUCUGAGAAGGUCGGUCCUCUUCACUUCGACGACGACCCGAACACCCUCCAGAAGCCCUUCGCCGAGGCAACCGCGCAGGCCAUCGACGCCGAGGUGCACAGAAUCGUGGAGGAGGCCUACAAGCAGUGCCGCGAUCUGUUGCAGGCGAAGAAGCACGAGGUCGGCCUCGUUGCGGAGGAGCUUCUGAAGAAGGAGAUGCUCACCCGUGACGACUUGGUCCGUAUUCUCGGACCAAGACCGUUCGGCGACAACCAGGAGUUUGAGAAGUACUUUGGCGGCCAGGGCCAGAAGAGCGCGCCGCCGCCGCCACCAACGGAGGAGGCCGACAGCCCUCCCGAGAACCCUCCCGUCCCCCCUGCGCCCGCUUUCAAGAGUCUGGAUGCCCAGGAUAGCUCAAGGAGAUGA